GUUGUUCAGAGGGUAACGGAACUCAGCAUUUGAACAGAAAAUGUUUGCAUCGCUUAUUUUCUGUUUGUUUCUACUGGAUUUUAAUUUUUUUGUUAACAGUGAACUCUACAAAUCUAAUUCGACUGAUUUGUCCAAAUGUACAAUAUCUUACUCAAGAUCUGGCAGUGUUUAUAAAGACUUCUACCCACUUUCUGUCCACGAAAAUGCCUCACUAACUGUGGAUUUUCACUUCGCUGUGCUAGCGGCUAGUGAUGCUCAUAUUCUUCUCGCUGAAACAGUGAAUAUCAGUAAAAAGGACCCUGCAUACGAAAUCGUUAUCGGUGCAGGAGGAAACACGUUUUGCGAUAUCAGGAGAAUGCAAAAAUCCGAUGUCAGACAUUCGGUUCGAACCAAAGCGCUUCUUUCCGCACUGGAUCCUCAUUACUUUUGGCUGCACAUCACGCAAGAGGGUCUGAUCCAAGUGGGGCGAGAAGGCGAUAAUGCCUCCUUCAUUGAGUGGCUGGAUCCGGAGCCUUUGGGCGUAAAGUUCAUCAGCUUCAGCACUUGGUCGGGAAUUGAGGCUAAAUGGUACUUCAAUUGCGACCGCUCGCAAAGUGAGGAGGAAGUCGAAAAGCGACUAACUGCUUUGGAGAAAUUGAGGCGCAAUGUGCUGCUUGCUUACGAUCCUUUGGUGCGGCCGGUUCUGGACCAAUCAACUGUUACCACUGUUUACAUGAGCCUCAACUUGGAAUAUCUGGAUUUGGAUGAGCGGAAGUCUUUCAUCGAAAUCCGAGGCACUUCUGUGAUGAAAUGGCACGAUGAAAAGCUCAACUGGGAUGCCGCCAACUACGAGAACUUAACCGAAAUCCACGCGCUCAGAACAGAGAUUUGGAACCCAGAGCUGACCAGCUACAGAGCCGUAACCAACUCGGUGGACAUUUUGCAAGACGCCCUGCUUAUCGCCAAUAAUAACGGGGAAGUUACAUGGAAACCAACCAUCCAUGUGAAGACUUUUUGCGAUGGGAUUCAAUUGGGCGAUUGGCCGCGAGACGUUCAUACAUGCGAAAUGCUGUUUGGUUUUGCCUGGGAUUAUGGUCGGGUUGUGCUGAACUUCAGUGACAGCGAAAGCAGCUUGCUUCAGCAUGAAACCUCUCCAUGGCUGAUCCUGGAAGCCAGUGUCUUCGACAUCCAACAGACCAACAACGCCUCAAACGACUCCCCAUUAUUUGGCCUCAAGUUUGAGUUAAGACGUAACUCUUUCAUCUACAGCCUGAUUUUCCUUCUGCCCGUUCUCGUCAUUGCUGUUUGCUUACUGGUCACUUUUUGGCUGCCCCCUAAAGGAAAUACGAAAAUCCUGUUGGGAUCUUCUCAGCUGAUUAUCGAGAUUAUAAUCCUGUUGGCUUUAGCGCACUUUGUCCCACAUUCAUCAGCCGGAGUUCCUCUUAUAAUUGUUCUGUACAUCUGGUGCUUAGCUGGCAGCUUGCUCUCGUUGCUGAUUUCCAUAGCUGUACCGAAUUUGAUCAGGCGGAAACAGUCGAAGCCUCUGCCGCAUGCUGUUUGCAAUAUACUGACCAAGCGAGCUGUUAAGAGGAUGCUUUGGCUUCCCAACAUAGUGAUGCCAGAAGAUUACGGGGAACUUGAUUUAUCACUGUCGAUUUCCAACAUAUCCAGAGCGGAAGACAAAAGUCAGCACUACUGGGCGCUUCUGGAAAUCGCCAUUCAACGACUAGCUUUCCUCAUCUUUGUGUGUUUUAUUGUAGCUAUUUUUGUUAAGUAUGUGGCAACGUUUUUUUAAAAUAAAAGCGUCGGUGGCAAUGCUG
Molecule: messenger RNA, 1799 nt
Organism: Dendroctonus ponderosae (mountain pine beetle)
Lineage: Eukaryota; Metazoa; Arthropoda; Insecta; Coleoptera; Curculionidae
Product: neuronal acetylcholine receptor subunit alpha-4
Exons: 12
Coding region: 41-1774 (577 amino acids)
Biological process (GO): monoatomic ion transport
Cellular component (GO): membrane
Molecular function (GO): extracellular ligand-gated monoatomic ion channel activity
Source: RefSeq, a predicted model, not a curated record